Messenger RNA from Zophobas morio, 2079 nucleotides. RefSeq lists its product as uncharacterized. Bases 605 to 1987 code for a protein of 460 amino acids. NCBI's taxonomy places the organism in Eukaryota, Metazoa, Arthropoda, Insecta, Coleoptera, Tenebrionidae. The record is from RefSeq and is a predicted model, not a curated record. The transcript has 3 exons.
GUCUUAGUUUUGUAUUUUUAUUGGGGGAGAGUGUUGUGCAUGACGCGAUUUCGUGGUUUGCUUUGGCUGCGCAUGAUUUAGAGGGCGGUGGUGUAGACGAGACGAGGUUGGUUCGUUAGUUUUAGGUCCGUGCGUUGAGUGGCCUUGAACGGCCAUGUUGGUGACGUGCAAUGUAGUUGUGACGUUUUAGUUCCAAAACUAGGCGCGAAAUUUGAAACGGAGACGCGCCAGUACAGGAAAUUGGGCGGUUUUGGUACCAAAUGGCUCGUAGUGUGAUACGUAAUGCUAUAUUAAGCAAAAUUAAACACAUUUUUAGCGUCGUCGCCGAAAAGUGGACUGUCGUGAAGCUUUCUGGAAAUGGAAUUAGGUCAGAUUCAAUCCAAAUAUUUUUUGUUUUUGAAUGUCGCGUGCUCACGGUGAUAAGUUUCUUAAAAUAACAACAAACGAAUGAGUCAAGUGUGGCUUAACUGAUAGGAAGCACGCCGUCAAGGCUAACUUCUGCAACCAGUCCCAACAGUCGGAGCAUAAUCUCCCCCACAACUAAAUUACAUAUUUUCAGUUUUCACAUGUUUUAGUAGUGUGAUGAGUAGCAAUUUCAGGGACGAUGGCGCGGACGUGCGGAAACUCAAUCUUGGACGACAGCAUCGACGUCAUCAACGAAAUCGAAACGUUCAUCAAAGAAUAUGAGAUUCUACCGAACAUGUGCCCGCUGGUCGUAAACAAAGGAAAGAUCUACGACAGCGACACCGACCUUCUGAAAAUCCUCGACUCCGACAACGACAGUCGCAAAAGCCAGCACUCGAUGCCGCCCAAGAAGCGCAAGUUCGAAGAGCCGAAGAAACCGGCGAAGAAACGGGAAGAGUGCAAGCGCGGUCGCAGCGCCGCCCGCAAGCUCAACAAAGCCCAGCAGCUGGACUACGUCGAGCCCAAAUUCUUCACUUGUAAGAGACUUAUGCAUCAGCGGAAACGCGUCAUCGACCGCGUGAUCUUCCACUGCGACAAGCGCAAACCCAAAGUGGUGGUGGUGAAGAGUCGGUGCGACGCGCGAGCGGCGUGGAACGUGGUGGUCAAGAAGGAGGUGAUCGAUCUGACCAGCGAAGAAGACGUGUUUUUCACGGUCUUGAAGUUCGCGAAGGAGUGCUACUUCGAGACGGCGGAGGAGUUCGAAGUGAAGACGGCCAAAGCGAGCGUGGUGAUUGAAUUGUUGCAUGAAGUCACGGUUUUCGUACCGGAGAUACUGUUUCAUGUGGAGGAGACGUGCAUCGACUUGACUGUGGAGGAAGAAGUCGUGGCGAGCGAGAAGGAGUUGGCGAAUCGAAUUUUACCGAUAGUGUUUGACUGUUAUAAGAUCUACGAAAUUAAUAAGAUGGCGAAUGUGAUACAUUCGAUCGAAGAGUGUCUGACGCCGGAAGAGACCACGGUCGAUAAUUUUCUGGCUUACAAUCUCAUCUCGAAACACGCGGCUUCGCUUGGUCGCGCCCUCUUAACCAACAUCUCACACAUCUUCGUCAAGAACUUGAACCUGCCACGGUUUUUGGAAAUCGUCGCUUCCAAACUAGACGUACACUACAUGGUUUCGGUUAAAGCCAAAUACGUAGCGCUUUAUUUAUAUUCGAUGUUGCACCCUCAGAGGGAGGCUUGCACGAGUCGAGUCGCGAGGGAACUUUUGCGAAACAUCGAUAGUUACGUGGAGUUGCUUCAGAUGAAGCAAGAAACCGUGGGUAGUACCGAAGGUGAGGAUUGUGACUCGAUUGCUCUGUCUAAAGUGGGUUUUAUAGUGGUUUUUACUGAAGAACAACUAGAGCAGCUGCGGUACCAGAUCGAACAGUACAACGCACUUGCCGUCCGCCAGGAACAACUAAUGGCGGCGUAUAACGGUUUUCCAGGCAUGGAUCGAGAAGUCAAGAUGGAGAUUUUAAAUGCUCAACAACCACCAACCGUGGCGAACAUCAAGGUGGAUUUAGAUGUCAUUUGCAUCGACGAUUGAGUCUUCGAUUCCGAAGAGACGAUUACAGAAGAUAUUUUUGUUUGAUAUUGAUAUAUUUAUUUUUCACGUUUUAAUAAAAGGUAUUUCUAUUU